Molecule: messenger RNA, 5592 nt
Organism: Plasmodium coatneyi
Lineage: Eukaryota; Apicomplexa; Aconoidasida; Haemosporida; Plasmodiidae
Exons: 1
Coding region: 1-5592 (1863 amino acids)
Source: RefSeq, a predicted model, not a curated record
AUGCAAAACAUCGUUGACCCCGAUAGCAUACGUAGUGGCAAUUCAAUUUCGCAAAAGUGUAAUAACGACUCGCACAUUUUUAAGGAAGGCAAACAGAACAGUGGCAGCCAAAAUGGAAGAGAUGCAGAACAAGAACAAGUGGAAAAUAACUACUUACUAAACGAAAACAAGCAAAAAAGUGGACCACAUAUAAGUGAGGAAAACACCACGGUGAAGACCAACAGCAACAAUGCACACAGAGAAUGUAAAGUAGAACCCCCCACGGAUAACAUUUAUCAUGCCUUUUCUGCUAAUGGUCUAAAGAGUAAAAGCACAUCCAAGGAUUUUUUAACGAAUGAGGAAGAAACGAGCACCAAAAAGAGCCUAGAAGAGGCGGUCAAUAGAAGGAAAAAAAUUAACGAAAUGAUUGCAGCGUACAAUUCUUUAAAUUUAAGUUUAUCCAGUUGCAAUUUCGACAACUCGGACAACUUGGGCAUUAGAAAGAAAACGUCUCUUUACAAUUCUGAUUAUAGCUGUGCUGUGGAUUAUCAGAACCAAAUGAGUUACAAGAAAAAAGUGUAUGAGGGGAACUACUCAGGUGUGACGAAUCAGGCGGAGGAGAAAAAGGGAGAGAUCUACGACAGAGGGGGUUGUGUCAAUAAUGAGAUCGCGGGACUGUCUAGGAGCAACUACUCGAAUGGUUUACUCCACCGUAGGGGGAACCUCGCAAACGGGGAUAACCUGGUGUGCAGAAUAAAGGACCUCUCAGCAGGUCACGGGAACCGUAGCGAAAAAUACCGCGAAAACCGCAGUGCCAACGGCCCAGGCAAUUCGAUCGACCAGUCCCAAGAUGACGAAGAAUUCGAAGACUAUAAAACAUUCCUAACCCUAGACAGCAACCACACCAUAUUCAAGACAAAGCCUCUGAAGCUCCCGGACUUGUCCUUCCUGCAUAACAGCAGCCGUGUUUAUAGCACCUUGGAUUUUAGCAACGAUGGGGAAGAUGAUCAAAGUAGUAACCGCUUCUGCAGGAAUAGAAUUCUGUACGAGAGUUUGGAAGGCCUGUCCUUCGACCACGAUGGGGACGACAAUAUUGUUGGCGGUGGUGUGAAUGUUUGGGGAGAUAUGAACUUCUCUCACGUGAACCCUCACAGGAAGCCUAACCCCAUCUCGGAGAAGAGCGCAGAAAACGCUGCACUGCGAAGGAAGACAGCAGGUAUGCCCGAGAGAAAUCAUCAAAAUUGCGUGGACAAUAGUGCCAUCUUCUUCAAUCCGAGGAAGGAAAGUAAAAAAAACGCCGCUAAGAAUUGCAUAAAAAGUAGCGGACUGGAAAACUCCAACAUAGAGGAGCUAAUUAAUGGCGGCAUUAAGCGGAUUGGCCGCGUGAGUCCAGUUAGUCGCACCACCGGCCAGAAUGUGAAUCUUGCCCAUUGUGGCGAAAACUGGGAGAGAAACAGAAGCCACUCGAAAAGGCAUACAAACGAAAGGAGCACUCACCAGAACAAGGAGAUGGAGUUCAAUUUUGUAAAAAAUGAUUCCAUAUGCAAUAACAGUUAUCGUAGACAAACCGCCAACUUGGGAGGUACUAAAAUUUCUAUGCAUAUUCGCGCACCAAAUGGCGAAGUCAAAAAAGGCACAAACUAUAUAAGACGAAUCAGUAACACAUGCGACAUUUUUCCAGCUACCUACAAUUGUGAGGAUGGACCUGAAGGCAUGUGCAAUGACAGAGGUGAAGGACACGCACUUAGUAGUGAUAAGUAUGCAAAUAUGCAUGCGCAGUAUGGGCAUCCGUAUGAUGUGAAAAAAAGUGCGCACGAAAGUGAAGCUUACCGCAACGGUUUACCCCGCCGCCAUUCCUGCCUCAACAACAUAGAAAAAUUUAAAGAAAUGCUGCUAACCGUGGCAACAGAUAACCUAAACGAAUAUGCAAAAUGCCUACAGAGCAUCAACAACGAAAAGUUAAAAAGUUACAAGUACUGUAUCAAGCGAGUGAAUGACUACAACAUUAGUCAAUAUUUGAGUGCGACGUUUCGCGCGUCCAUUCCAGUGAAAGGCAUUGAAGAGUCGGUGCUGACCAACUCGGAUACCUUUUCUUCCGUUCGUAACUCGGCGUACGAAAGUGAUGAGUCCAGUGUGUCCCCCCACGAUGGAGACACGAGUUGUGAGGAGUUGGCGAAUGUGAGCAUUGCAGAUGGUGAUACCAACAGUGAGUGUCACGGCGGUGGUAGUAGUGUCCAUGACAAGGACUGGCAUGGAGCCAACGGCAACUUAAAAGUUUACAAAAAGAAAAAAAAAAUUAAACGCAUCAACUGCCUGGAACACAUACCCAAGGACGAAUUUAAUUCGUGUCCAGAGAAAAUAAAAAGUGAACGAAAUGAGAGCACAUGCGUAGGUCGUAUAGAUAAAAAGUGUAUGCACAACGGAAAGAGUAUCUAUGCAUACGAGAGGAGCCAGAAGCAGAGAAGAAAGCAGACAUAUGCAAUUAGGCAAUGCAAACUAGCCAACGUUACAAUUGAUAGUCUUCAACUUAACUAUGUUGACCAAAAUUUAAAAAAACAAAACAAAACAUGUGAAAAACCACUAGGAGGAAAAACGUACUUGGCUCGAAGGAGCAAGAUGUGUAGCCUUGAUUGUGCGGAUAGCGACUGCAAUGGUUACGGCGGUUGCGACAGUUGCGGAUGCUAUAGCUGCGUGCGCACACCGAACGGCCAAGCCGCGCAGUGUUUAAAAAAAACGAAUGCAAGAAAGGGAAAGUAUCCCCAUAGCAGUAGCUGUGGUGGGAAAAACAAACAAAGUGCAUUUCUUUCCCUCAACGCAGAUUCAAAGAACCACAACGACCAACUUAAAAGCUCGUCCAUUUCGCGAAGUAGUCUGUGUGAAGGGGAGUACCAAGAGUUAUCCUUUAACAACGAACGAAGUGGUCGCCAAGAAAUCUUUGCAAAUGUGAAAAGCAUAAGCAAUUGUAACAACACCCUGAUGGAUGACCUCAUGAGGAAGGACUCCACAAAUAACGGUGGACAUAGGGGCGAAAGAAGUACCUUCAGGAAUGACAGCAACAUUAAGGUGAGUGAAAAUUUGGGUGAUUACACCGGAGUUAAUUAUUUGCAUGAGUUUCCUCUCCUCAGCGAGGACAAUAAAUGUGUGAACAGUUAUAUAAUGCGCAACGUGGGUGAAGGGGAUACCCACGAGAGGAAUUUCCAGGAAGAUGGUCCCAACCCAAUUGUAGAAUUCAACUCGAGUGGUUAUCCACUCGCACAGAGCCUUCGCAAACAAAAUGGUACAAGUGAAUUGGGAAGGAGGAACCAUACAGGGGACGUAAACCAAUCAUGUUACACCCAAGGGGUGUCCGAAAAGUACUAUCUGGAAAGUGAAAAAUUAAGUGAACUCCAUCCCUUGAGGGAGGAACAGAGCAAUGCGAGCUGCCAAAAUUAUGAACCCUUUGAAGAUAAGAGAUUCCCAAAUGUUGCAAAUCUGUACGGUAGGGACAAUUCCAAUGGGGCCGAAACGGAUGGGAGAGGAGGAAACCCCCUCUUCCAUGACAUACAAAGGGACAGCAUGACCAAUUGCGACUCCCCAUUUUUAAGUAAAAAAGAGAAAGACAUGACGGAAGGGGGCAACCAUGUUUUAAGUUUCAAUGUAGAAGAAAGUCAACACAGUAAUGAUAAGCAUAGAGAGGACCAUCAAAUGGAUGUCGAAAAUAACCCCCUGGUGAAUAACCCACGCAGUUGUAAAGCACCUCUUCAUUGCGCAGAUAAGUACGAAGGAAAAGGCAUUGAAGAAAUUAUUAAAAACAACAAGACGAGGAUUGAGCAGCUGUACGAUAGUGAAGGAAGUCAAAGUCAUGUUUACAUCGGUGAAAAUAUUAGUGGAUUUACACACCCCAUGGAGGAUGAGAUGGGAGCAAAGCAUAAUAACACCCCUUCCUUUGUUCACAAAUUGGACAAUUCUUGUAGCUCUCAAAAUGAUCCCUCCUAUUCAAUUAACUCAUAUAAUGAGGAAAUUGAAGAUAAAAAUAUAAUUGCGUGUUCUUUGGACAGUUUCAAUGAAGAGUUUAUUGCCCCCAUGUCAGUUCCCACCCCUGCGGCAUCCAUUUUCUCAGAUGGAAGUGUCUGUUCCCCGCAGAAAGGGAACUUAAAUGGUGACGGAUCUCCCCACCAGGGAAGUGUAAAAAUAAACGCGGGAAGAGAUUUACCGUUAGGAGGUCCCUUCCAGAUGUACCACCAAAAUUUUAAUUGUGAUACAAACCCGAUGGGGUUCCAUCAAAUGGGUGUGGUUAAUGAAAAAUGUGACUACAACUCGUUAGGUGUUGCCCAGGAUUAUUUUCCCAAAAGGGAAGACACUAUCCAAUAUAGUAACCAUUUGACCAAUUUAACAGAGGGAAGGAACUACAGCUCCAGCACCAUACCUGGUGAAAUCCUACAGGAGAUCUCAAAAAAGAAAGACGAAUCGAUGGUGGAAAAGAAAUUGAACCCAUCUGAUAAAAACAUAAGUAGUGAACAAAGUAACACAUACAACGGAAAACGAACCGGUGAUAAUAUAUAUAGCGAAAAUGUUAAUCUCCAUUUUCAACGCAAAGGCAGUAUCGUGCAAAAAACAAAUGAAGAGGUGCACCAAAGGCAUAAACAGACGUACCGCCAGGCGAGCAACUCAUCUGGUAGGGCAAGAAAUGACGCAAUUGGAGAUGAAGGAAAUAGAUUGAGGGGAGGGAAAAAAAACGAACUCCACAAAAUUGUAAAUACACUAGAAAUAAAAGAAACAAAGAUAAAGACCAAACAAGGCAUUUUCGAAAUAACAUCUGAGGGAAAAGUUCUCUUCACCUUCUUCGGAAGAUCAGAAAUUAAAGAAUACAAAAAGGUAAAGAGACAUAAGCUAAACAUAGACAUUUCCAAGCCGAGGAAGCUAUUAUUUAUAAUCGAAAUAAAUGGAAUAGACAUAAAAAUAAAAGACGUACUAUUAGACGACGUGUUGGAUUUCUACAACCUGCUCGAAGAAGAACUGCCAAAGUCGCACCAAGUAAGAUACGAGUAUGCUUAUGACGUCAUCGAGACGUUGAAAAAGCACACCCCUAAGGUGUCUCUCACAAAGAAGUGGUUUGGGGUGUACAACCUCAUGAGCAAUGGAAGCACCCCUGAUUUUAUGGCAACACUGAAAAACAACAUGUUCAUUGAUAAAAUUGAAAUUAAGAACAAUCAAGUGAUGUUUGCCUUGAAGGAGGGGAACACCGUAACGCUGAAUGUUGACGAUUUGAAUGGGGUCACUACCAAACUGACGAGGCAAUUGCGGGAGAGGGGAAAAAAUACCAUAGAGGAAGACGCUAAAAAGGGGUGCGAAGCACUCCUCAGAGGUAUGGUUUCCACAAAUGAACAAGAUGUCAAGGCUGUUUUACUCAAUUUGCAAUUACUCCUAAAAAAGACAGGAGUGUCCAUAGAUAUAGUCAUCCAAAACUGGUGUAAUACUUUACAGGCUUACUCACAGUGCCUAGACCUAUUGACAAAAGGGAACGCAGAAUAUACCCUCAGGAUGAGGAAAGCCUUGGCCGACAUAACAGCAAGAACUGACCUCCACAGGAGGGAGAUUUAUUUUUCCAUAUUUCCUGUCAUAGUUGAGGAGUGA